CGUGGCACGAGCAUGAAGCACCCGACCAUGACGUUCGAGGUCGGGGUCAAGGUCGAGCGGGACAUUGACGGUCUCUGGUUCCCCGGCGUCGUCGUCGCUGUGAGCGAUGAUGACGAGACGUGCGACGUACAAUAUGACGAAGACAGCAAGAUCGAGGAGGCCGUGCCACUCUGCGAACUUCGCCGCUUCGACGCCGACCGGCUGGGCAAUCAAGCGCCGCCGCGGUCAUAUACGAGUCAUGGCCACCGAGAUGAGUCGUCUUCGCUCUUGCUCCAGCCCGACUAUGACCCGAACAAAGCACCGACCAUCGUACUGCACAACAAGGGCGAGGCCAACGGCGGGAACGGGUACAUCAUCAACGGCCUCGAGACCAACGUCGCCGCCGGCAAUGGCCUUCGAGGCAUUCGCUGGUUAAGGGUCAAUACAUAAGGUGUUUAGUUAC
This is a messenger RNA of Saprolegnia diclina VS20, 442 nucleotides long. RefSeq lists its product as hypothetical. The transcript has 2 exons. NCBI's taxonomy places the organism in Eukaryota, Oomycota, Saprolegniomycetes, Saprolegniales, Saprolegniaceae. The coding region runs from base 13 to 429 and encodes 138 amino acids. The record is from RefSeq and is a predicted model, not a curated record.